CCCCCACGGGUCCAGAGCCGCCCCUGCUCUCCUGCGCUCAGCCCUUGGGAGCCGUUGCAGGUGUGCUGAGGUCCAGUGAGAGGGACCUGGAGGAAGCCUUGCAGCAGGUGAAGCUGGAGAGGGAUGCUGCUGUCCAGAACCUUACGGCCCAGGUCCAGGAAAAGGAAAAGGAGGCUCUGGAGUGGAAGCAGCAGCACGACAAGAUCUUUGCCGAGAAGAAAGAAAUGGAGUAGAAGAGUUGUGGCCGAGUUUGAGGACGUGGUCGGACUGGUGGUGGAGGAUUGUAAGAGCCAGAAGGAGCUUGCGGAAAAAGAGCUGCAGAAAGCCUUGGAGGCCAAACAGCAGGCGGUCUCUGACCUGGAGGCCUUGGAAAAGUCCUUCUCCGAAUUCUUCAACCGCUUCACCAAACAGAAGGAGGCCAUCGAAGGGUUUCAGAAGAAUGAAGAGACGCUGAAGAAAUGUGUGGUGGAUUACCUCGAAAGGAUUAAGAAGGAAGAGCAGAGGUACCAGGCCCUGAAGGCCCACGCGGAAGAGAAGUUGGAUCAAGCAAACGAAGAGAUUGCCCAGGUGAGAAGCAAAGCCAAGUCAGAGGUGGCUGCCCUCGAGGCCAGCUUGCGCAUAGAACAGAUGAGGGUCCAGUCGCUGGAGAGCACCCUUGAGCAGAAGGAAAAAGAAAACAAGGAACUCACAAAAAUCUGUGACGAAUUGAUUUCUAAGAUGGAAAAAUAGUGCUAAGAUCUCUGCUUUCCUCCCGUUUUGUUCUGUUUUCCAAUUUUGGGAUAGAUUAUUUAUUAAAUGUAUUUCUACACUUCAGUGUCACUAGUUUGACUAAUAUUAUUUGCUAUAAAAUAGUUUCUUUUUAUCCCCAGUUUCUGUUUCUGAAAAGUAGUUGAAGAGGCCUCUGUGUAAUAAAAAUAAAAAUUUAUUAAAAAA
Molecule: messenger RNA, 933 nt
Organism: Thamnophis sirtalis
Lineage: Eukaryota; Metazoa; Chordata; Lepidosauria; Squamata; Natricidae
Source: RefSeq, a predicted model, not a curated record